Molecule: messenger RNA, 2515 nt
Organism: Ixodes scapularis (black-legged tick)
Lineage: Eukaryota; Metazoa; Arthropoda; Arachnida; Ixodida; Ixodidae
Gene: Rilpl
Product: RILP-like protein homolog
Exons: 7
Coding region: 188-1297 (369 amino acids)
Biological process (GO): cilium assembly
Cellular component (GO): ciliary basal body; cytoplasm
Molecular function (GO): protein dimerization activity
Source: RefSeq, a predicted model, not a curated record
UAUACUUCUUCUUUGGUCUUCUUUGUUUGCGUUUCCUAUGUUUCCUCGUGCAUUCCUCCUCUCGUUCUCGCUCAUCAGUUUGCAGCUAUGGCCGACGACGAAGUUUGCUUCGCGCUAGCGGUCCGUUCGUAGUACAGCAAAUUGUGCGCAACUUGUCGUUUAUCUCUGUCAAAAUUAUAUCGACGCAAUGGAGAGCCCAUCGGAAGCCCUGAGUGUGGACGACGUGUACACCCUGGCCGAGGAGAUUGGCAAGGAGUUUGAGAUCGUCAUUGACAACCACGGUGUGGAGGCCGUCAAGAAACUCAUGACCAAAGUUAUCUGCGUCUUGGAAUACCUCGAAGCCUACGCCUUCAAAAACGACACCGCCCGCGAAGAGAUCGUCCGUCUCAAAGCCCAGAUCUACCAGCUGGAACAUGACAAGUCCGAAAAAGCACAGUCCAGGAACAAACUGGAGAAGGAAAUGGAGCAGUACGAGGAUGUUUGGAGGCAAGAGAUGAAGGAUCUGGGCAGCCUGGUGGCGAGGCUGCAGGAAGAAAACUCCAAACUCAGCACCUCUUUGAAGGCACGGGAUGGCUUUCCUCCAGUUCCCAGCGAACCUCACACUGGCAACAUUCUGGGGGACGAGAGCCUCGUGCUGAAACAGCUCAGGGAUGCCUACGACAAGCAGACAACGGAGCUGCGGAAGUGCGAGAAGGACCUGGUGCAGAAGGCUGCCGAUUUGGAGACGGUUCAGCGGCAGCUGGAGGCGGCACGCAAGAGUGUGGCGGAGCAGGGCCGUCGCAGCCGGCGCCUGCAGGUGCAGGUGCGGCAGCUGUGCGAGGAGCAGGGGGACCUGCAGGCGCAGCUACAGGACGCGCACGGGCAACUGACCCUGCUGCAGCAGCGCCUGGGCACAGCUGUCAAGGACAACUACGACCUGCUCGAGUCGCGGGACGGACUAAGCAGCGUGGACAUGCGCGGCAAGGUGCUGGUGGACCUCGACGAUCCGCAGCGGCCCCGCUUCACCCUGGAUGAGCUCAAGAACAUCCUCUUUGAGAGGAACGAGCUCAAGGCCAAAGUGAGCGACCUCGAGGACGAACUGGCCCUCUACAGGCCCAUGUGGUGGACUUAUCAAGCCACCUCGGUUUCGAGCAGGCCCGCGCAGCAGGCGUCGCACCACAGUCCCGACGACGACGACCUGCCCGUGCAGGGCCCCAUCAACCAGGAGCCCGAGGAGAAGCUUUUUUCUCUCGGAAGGGCCUCGGGGAUCAGGAAAUUUUUUCCAAGCGCCCUUUGGCCGCGCGUGAAGCCCGGCUGACGUCGGGGGUGGAGGUGGCGGCUCACUGGAUCGCCGGCCGCCUCCUUCUGAACCUCCUGCUCCUCUCCGACCCCCAAGACCGGCUCUGCCUGACGGUGAACGUGGCACCACUCUUCGACCUCGGACUGAAUCUCGGACCGAUCGCAGCUCGGCGUCGCGACGAUGACGAAGGCGACGACUGAGCGGAUAUGAUCCGGACGGCCCAAUCCAAAGUGUGUGGUCGUAUGUCGCAGUGACCGCCGCCGAAAACAGUUGGUGUCCCAAGUCUACUCGUUUAUUAAGGCCUGUUCACACGUAUGCCGCAGCACUACUUGGGCGCUAUCAGUCAGCGCUGGAGGUAGUGCUGACCUCGCUGACGCAUUGUUGAUCUCCAGUGCUAUCAGUCAGUGCUGGAAACAGCGCUCACCUCGCUGAUCCCGCACUGACUUCAAGCUAUGCUAGUGGUAUAGCGCUGAUCGGCACUGCACCAGUGCUAAGUUAUGUUCAGGUCAGCGCUGCAUCAGAGCUGUUCCUAGUGUUGAUUGAGUGCUAUGGUGUAUGUGUGAACCGGCUUUUAAUCCUCAAUUUUGCUGACUCGCGGGGCAAGGGUUGGCCCAAUUCUCCUACCAACCCAUUUGCCGGUAGUCCCUAGAUGCUUCGUUGUUACAACCACUUUUGUCGAUAAGCUGUGCUGUUCCACGACAACAUCCUGGUUGCCAGCAACGAGGUUAUUCUAGUGGUUGGGGGGUAGCGUCGGCCAACUGUUGCCCCGGUGCAAAUUAGACAAGAUGCGCUUGGAAGAAGAAAUGCUGCGGUGUUCGAGGGGUCGGAGUCGGCGCUCGCGUCCAUCCACAAUUCGGCGUUGGAAGCUUCAGCAACGUGCCACCACGAGUUUUCAACACUGGGAUCUGACAAAACUAGGCAACGAGAAAACAGUAUUGUGGAUACGUGGUCCCAAGUUUUUCAAUAUCGUCGACGAGGCAGGGUUGGAUGAAUAUCUAUCUGUUUGUAAAUUAAAAAUUACGAGCAUGUGUAGAGCUGAACUGCCUUGUAUCACAAGCCUAAACUACUAUAAUUUUUUGCUGCUUUUUGCAUUUGCGUAAUGGUGCAAUAAUUGCCUCAAAAACCACCAAAUAUUGAUGAAAUAUAUAUAUAUAUAUAUACCGUAUUUGCACGAAUAUAACGCGACCACGAAUAUAUCGCGAGGGCAGUUUUUGAUUCCCCCAAAAAGAAAAAAAA